GUUUUUUUCGUAACUUACUAAGACCGGGAGCCGGAGGCUGAUUAGGAACUGCGGAGUCUUGCGCUUCUGCCUGCCUUCUGCUUAUUUUCCCUUUCACCUAGGGUUUUCACUUUUCAGUCUUCGCUCUCGCUCGGCGCUUCCACUCUUCCUUUCAGCUCGCUCCUUCGGCGCAUCCUUCUACUCCUCUGAGCUCGGAUUCGGCGAGUAAACAUGGACCAGCAUGAAAGCAAUAAUAACAACGGUGAGGGUCUCCCCGGCGGAGAAGCCGACGACGCUCUUCAAUCGAUCGACCACCACAAUGAUGACGACAGGUCCUUUUCUCACACUGGAGAUGGAGCUAGUCCCGGAAAGAUUUUCAUUGGUGGUUUAGCAAGAGAGACUACGCCUGCUGUAGCUCAAUUUAUCAAGCAUUUUGGUAAAUAUGGUGAAAUUACGGAUUCUGUCAUAAUGAAGGACCGAAAAACCGGUCAACCUCGUGGAUUUGGGUUCGUCACCUAUGCAGACCCUUCUGUUGUUGAUCAAGUCAUUCAGGACACACAUAUUAUUAAUGGGAAACAAGUGGAAAUCAAGCGAACAAUACCAAGGGGUGCUGCUGGGCCUAAGGAUUUCAAGACGAAGAAAAUUUUCGUCGGUGGAAUUCCUUCAGCAGUGACUGAAGAUGACUUGAAGGAAUUCUUUUCGCAAUUCGGGAGCAUUGCAGAACACCAGAUCUUGAGGGAUCAUUCUACCAAUCGUUCUCGUGGCUUUGGGUUUGUUACCUUUGAGGAAGAAGAUGCAGUUGAUGAACUUCUUACAAAGGGAAAUCGGCUCGAAUUUGCUGGAACUCAGGUUGAGAUCAAGAAGGCAGAACCAAAGAAGCCUAACCCACCAACUCCUUCGUUUAAACGUUAUGGCGAUUCAAGGUCAACGCCUCGUGGUGGAUAUGGUGAUACCUAUGGUGGACUCGGAGGCCACGCGUAUGGAGGUGGUGGCGGCAGUGCCAAUUUAUACAGAUCAGGUGGCGGUGCAUAUGGAGGCGGCAGGAUGAGUGCUUAUGGUGGAUAUGGCGCUGGUGAAUAUGGUGGCGGAGGAUAUGGAGGAGGGUAUGGCGGUGGCCCUGGUGGUGGUGGCGGCAUAGGAGGUCCUUACAGAGGAGAACCGUCUGUUGGAUAUUCAGGACGUUAUGGCGGCGGCGGAGGAGGAGGAUACAGCAGAGGAGGUUACGAUAUGGGCGGAGGAGGUUAUGGUGCUCCUGCCGACAGCUAUGGCAGUGGGGGUGGUGGUGGGUACAUGGGCGGUGCACCUGGCCCUGCUGGUGGCUAUGGAGCUGGUGGUUAUGAUGCUGGCCUUGGUGGAGGCUAUGGGGGCGGUGGCAGUGCCAGUGGUGGAGGUUCGUUCUAUGGAAGUAGAGGUGGGUAUGGGAGCAGCAGUGGUGGGUAUGGCAGCGGCGGAGCUGGCGCUGGUAGGUACCAUCCUUAUGGAAGAUAGAAGAGUGUGGUCUGUCGUGAGUUGAGAGAUUAGUUGAUUUGAGUUGAGGGGAAGAAGCUCUGCCAUCCACCCAACUUUGUCAAAUCUGUUUUAGCUUUGGAAUAUUCCCAAGUUAUCGUCGAGUAGGAAAAGGGUGUUGUUGUAUGUUUGUUCCUCCUACCCCGGAGAGUUUUUUGCUUCACUUUCUGAGUAUACAGACUAGCUGGUAGUGUUGGUGAUUGAAUGGUAUUUCUUUGGAUCAUUUGGGCUGUGAUUUGUAUUCUUUCACUUGAUCAAAUUGAGUUGAAAACCUUGCCCCUCUUUUAGUUUAAAUCGAGUUUCACUUCUUUAAACUCA
Linum tenue is the source of this 1803-nucleotide messenger RNA. The record is from the annotation of a GenBank genome assembly. Lineage: Eukaryota; Viridiplantae; Streptophyta; Magnoliopsida; Malpighiales; Linaceae.